AUGUCCCAGAAAGAUGGUGACAUUUCCGUAUCUCACGGAGAUAGACCACGCCACCCGAGACCCACCCUGAAUCAUAACGAUGUAAUAGAUAAAUACCCGAGAACAUCUGACAUACAUGCAAGACCCGCUGUCCAAGAAUACUCAGAAACGUUGAAUUCAGCAGGGUUAAAAUUGUAUGAAUACCCUCUGAGACAUACGGGAUUUAAACCCAUCUCCACCAUACCAUUGCCAUCAUCAAACCUUUUAUCUCAAAUUAAGAGAUACCCUCGCUCCGUGGACAACAGUAACGAUGAAGAUUUGGUGAGCUCUCUAGACGACGAGCUCAUUUCAAGGACGUUGAGUUUUGUAGACAAACUGCAGUGGACAUCAGAACCGUGCCAGUCUCGCAACGACAGGAUUAUUAUUCUGAAAGCAGCCAAGUUUAGACCUGACCAGUUUUUCCCGGUGUUCGCCGAAGAAGUGAAUAGGACAGUACAAAUCGCUAACAUCAUCAACGAUUUGUUGCUUUUCACAAAAUCCCCUCCUGAAGAUUUCAUGGAUGUGUUCUUUGCCAUGACACAGUCACUAGUCGAAAUGGGACCUCAAGUGAGAGGCUGUGCCAUAGCAUUCAAUCUUCUUAACUCUGGGGCACUGUCAUCAUCGACACCACCUCCAGCAUCGGCCCCGUCUUCUGAAUCUUCACCAGCAACUGCAAAAUCCCAGACAAGGUACGAACCUCAGUCGCUGUUUCCAUACAGCUACCGCACUAGAGAUGAAGCUGUCGUGGUCACCGACCUGUCCAUGCUGUACAAACCGCAGACUACCACAUGGUUCUCCGUGCACGUUAAUCGAUCAACCGACGGCCUUCUUAAACCUAAAAACAGAAUUUACGCUAACCGAACCGAUAUGGGGAAUAUAACCUCAUAUAAAGCCAAGUGGAAUAGAACGGUAGCGGUCACACCCGAGGAUGGUUACUGGGCCACACCUUAUUAUGAUUGUCUUCUGAGAAGUUGGAUUGUCCAAUAUUCGGUUCCAUUCUACCAGUUGGAAGGAUCUACCCCGGAAUUCAAGGGCGUGGUGUUGUUGGAGGCUAACUUUGAAUCCAUCAGGAUCAACCAGUGUGCAGAGGAUGGGUCUCUUUUCUCAGACACCCACCGCUGCAGGCGAACAACCACAGAGGUGAUGCGGGACUUCGGGUGGGAAGCUAUGAGUGCACAUGUAAGAACGGCUACUAUUUUCCGGUGUCCAGCACCGCAAGCCAGGCCUUUGAUGGCCAGGAUGUGGAAAACGCACUUUAACUGUUUAGUCAUGCAGACUUCAGCACCUUCCACACAUAUGGGUGAGGAGCCAAUUGUAACUUUUGACUUUCUGGCUCGAGGCAUUCCCCUGGGAAUUCAGAGCUUCUGUAUGACGAUUUCACUUGUCAUUGCCAUCGUUAUUGUCUGCCUGAGGAAGUCCAAGGUGAUGAGGUCUAGUAUUUGGGUCUUGCUGGAAAUGCUUUUGCUGGGAGCUGUUUUGCUGUAUGCUACAGUGGUUAUACAGUAUUUUGAGCCUAACACCACAACCUGUUUACUGUUGCCAUGGUUCCGUGAAGUGGGCUUUGUGUUCGUCUAUGGUGUACUAGUGCUGAAAAUAUAUAGAAUUCUUGCCGAGUUCCAGUCUCGAAAAGCCCACAGGGUACAUGUGAGAGACAAGGAUCUGCUCAAGUACCUGGCCGUGAUGCUGACCGUGGUUGUGGCCUAUAUGUCAGCCUGGACCGCGGUCAACAUUGACCACUUAGACAACAACAGCACAAUCUUAGAGCGGCUCCACACACCAGAGAGUGGACUCAGCUACACACUGUGUCGUUCAAUGUGGUGGGAUUAUGUCAUUGAAACAGGGGAGUUCAUAUUUUUAUGCUUUGGCAUCUACAUAUGCUACUGUGUCAGGUCUGCCCAGACAGAAUUCUUGGAGGGCCGGUACAUAACCGGCGCCAUCAUUUAUGAAGCUAUUGUGUCCACAGUGUUUUAUGUUCUUAGGCAUUUAUGGUGGUACAAGUUGCAUCCUGACUACUUGUUCCUUAUGUUUUUUCUGAGAUGCCAACUUACAGUCACAGUAGUCUUACUUAUCAUCCUGGGACCCAAGAUAUGGUAUGCUCACCGACCUCCAGACGAUGACCAUGCUCGGACUAGAGCCUAUUCUCAGUCAGACGUGCAGGACAGCUCAUCUCCAGAGACCAUGAAACUCAACGUGGGUAUUUCUUCGAAUGGAGAUGUUGAGGUAGGGGAGAUCAGUCUCACUGAAAUGGAUCCAGAAGACAUUAGGGCGGAACUCAAAAGGUUAUACACGCAACUCCAAAUAUAUAAAACAAAGACCAUGAGGAAAGACAACCCGCACAUCUCUAAACGUAGAGGGGGCAGAAAGCAAACUCAUCGGCGCUUCUCCCUGCAGGCGUUCCAUCACAAGCAUCGCCAUCACCAUGACCACGAGCAUGAGCAUGAGAUGUCGAAAACUCCAGAGGAGUCCACCAACUCAGCCGAGGGAAUGACGUUCACUACAGAACCUAAUGUCAAAGAGGAUGCCAGCGAAGGAAGAUCAGCCCCUUCCGUUAGUUUCAAGUCUGGUCACAAGUAA
Messenger RNA from Candidula unifasciata, 2592 nucleotides. The record is from the annotation of a GenBank genome assembly. Lineage: Eukaryota; Metazoa; Mollusca; Gastropoda; Stylommatophora; Geomitridae.